This is a messenger RNA of Emiliania huxleyi CCMP1516, 1782 nucleotides long. RefSeq lists its product as hypothetical. The annotation marks the transcript as partial. The record is from RefSeq and is a predicted model, not a curated record. Gene Ontology annotation, biological process: translational initiation. Gene Ontology annotation, cellular component: eukaryotic translation initiation factor 3 complex. NCBI's taxonomy places the organism in Eukaryota, Haptophyta, Isochrysidales, Noelaerhabdaceae. The transcript has 12 exons. Gene Ontology annotation, molecular function: RNA binding; translation initiation factor activity; translation initiation factor binding.
GAGGAGGAGCCCCAGCUCGACACCUCCUUCAAGCAGACCAUCGUCGUCGACGGCCUCCCCGUCGUGCCCAAGGAGAAGCACGAGAAGCUCGCCAACGUCGUGGGGACGAUCGUGGAGGACGGGCUGGAGCUGCCGGUCGACGGCGCCGGCGCGACGCUCGGCUUCGCAUUCAUCCAGUUCGCGGCCAACGAGGAGGCGGCUGCCGCCAUCCGCAAGGCCGACGGCUACAAGCUCGACAAGGCGCACACGUUCGUGGUAAACUCCUUUGAGGACUACGCAAAGUACAUGGCCAUCUCGGACCAGGAGCAGCCGUUCGUGCCGCCGCCGUACGUGCCGCGAGAGAACAUCCACCACUGGCUGCUCGACGACGCCGCGCGCGACCAGUUUGUCUUGCGGUACGACCAGGAGACGGAGAUCUGGUGGAACGACCCGCUCAAGCCGGACCAGAGAGCGGAGUACGGCAAGCGAAACUGGUCGGAGCACUAUGUCUCGUGGUCGCCACGCGGCUCCUACCUCGCCACCUUCCACCGCCUCGGCGCGCAGCUGUGGGGCGGCCCGGCCCGCCCGCGUCGCAGCCUCGGAAGGAUCAACCACGGCGGCGUCAAGCUGCUCGACUUUUCGCCGUGCGAGCACUACCUCGUGACGUGGUCGCCCGAGGGGGACCAGAAGGAGGCGCUGAUUGUGUGGGACGUGCGCACGGGCGCAAAGUGCCGCGCCUUCGUCGGCGCGGGCGAGGACGGGGUGAUGGAGAACUGGCCCGCCUUCCGCUGGUCGCACGACGACCAGUUCUUUGCGCGGCUCGGCGACGACUGCAUCUACGUGUACGAGUCGUCGACGAUGAAGCUCAUCAAGGACAAGAACGACAAGCGCUCCUCCAUCAAGGAGCUCCUUCCUGACAACCCGCACCGAUUCACCUGGUCGCCGACGGACAACAUCGUCUCCCUCUGGAUCCCGGAGCACCUCAACAACCCCGCGAAGGUCAUCCUGAUGGAGCUACCCUCGCGCGUCGAGCUGCGGCAGAAGAACCUCUUCCAGGUGGCCGACCUGCGCAUGACGUGGCACGACCAGGGCCACUUCCUCUGCGUCAAGGUCGACAAGCACUCCAAGUCCAAGAAGACGCUCAACUCGGCCUUUGAGCUCUUCCGACUGCGCGACAAGGGCGUGCCCAUCGAGGUGCAAGAGUUCUCAAAGGACCAGUCGAUCCUCGCCUUCGCCUGGGAGCCAAAGGGCGCAGCGCGCCUCCGGUUCGCGCUCGUGCACUCGGACGCAAACAACGCGAGCCGCACCGACGUCUCGCUGCACACGAUGGGCUCGCGGCACAACGGCAAGUGUUCGCUGCUCAAGACGUUCGAGCGCAAGCCGUGCAACGCGCUCUUCUGGUCGCCGGCGGGCAACAUUCUCCUGCUCGCGAACCUCAAGGCGACGGCGGGCAACCUCGAGUGGCUGGACGCAAACACGUGCCAGACCAUCGGCGAGGCGGAGCACUUCAUGUGCUCAAACAUCGAGUGGGACCCGACGGGCCGCUACUUGAUGACGUCGGUCGCGCACUGGCGCCACCAGAUGGAGAAUGGGUACAACCUGUGGUCGCGGAGCGACAAGCUCUACCAGCUGCUCUGGAGGCCGCGGCCGCCCUCGCUCCUCCCCGAGGCCAAGGAGAAGGAGAUUCGGAAGAACUUGCGCGACUACUCGAGCAAGUACGAGGCGGAGGACGCCAAGCUGAAGACGCUGCUCAAGGGCGACGAGCUCAAGGCGAGGCGCGAGAAGCACCGCGCCUUCGAGGAG